Eremothecium cymbalariae DBVPG#7215 is the source of this 1656-nucleotide messenger RNA. It is a transcript of the gene CDH1, whose product is annotated as Cdh1p. The record is from RefSeq and is a predicted model, not a curated record. Gene Ontology annotation, cellular component: anaphase-promoting complex. The transcript has a single exon. NCBI's taxonomy places the organism in Eukaryota, Fungi, Ascomycota, Saccharomycetes, Saccharomycetales, Saccharomycetaceae. Gene Ontology annotation, biological process: anaphase-promoting complex-dependent catabolic process; positive regulation of anaphase-promoting complex-dependent catabolic process; positive regulation of ubiquitin protein ligase activity. Bases 1 to 1656 code for a protein of 551 amino acids. Gene Ontology annotation, molecular function: protein binding; anaphase-promoting complex binding; ubiquitin ligase activator activity.
AUGUCAGAUAAUGAUAGUCCAUUCAUGGAUAACACACCCUCUACAUCGCCUGCGAAGAAGUCACAAGCGAAUAAUAGGGUCAGUAAACGUCCCAUUUCUUCAUCCUCUUCAUCAUCUUCACUACUAUCAUCUCCAGUAAGACGACCACGAUCUACAAAUGCUUAUACGGAUAGAUUUAUGCCUAAUAGGACAAAUAUGGAUUUGAAUACAGUGAUAUCAAUUGGCAGUACGUCGAAUUUAACAUAUGUAUCGCCCAUUACUUCAGAUAAUCAGAUUGAAUUUCAAAAAGAACGACAGGCACAUCAAACAUUUGAUACCAUUUUGAAGAAUGAACUUUUUGGCGAUAAAUUGUCGAAAGACUCGAAUGAUAAUGAAAAUAAUAUCGAACGUAUUCAUUGUACUGCAUCCCAGAGUUUAGAGGAGCCAAAUACUCCACCGAAGUCUAAUUCUUCUGACCAUUCAACAUCGUCGACCCCGGCCACACCCAAGAGGCUUACGUUUACGAGCACGGACAGUCUACAGAGACCAACGUCGAAUAAUGUGAGAGGUGCCAGUUUAUUUACAUACCGUGAAAGAAGUGCAACACGCAAUUCUACUGUUUCGAUGUUGCAGCAACAGUUUAUGAAUUCUAUUUCACCAGUGAGGCCCGACUCCCAAAGGUUAUUGCUUUCUCCCGGAAAGAGGUUUAGAGAUAUAGCCAAGGUUCCAUAUAGAGUGCUUGACGCACCAUCUUUGGCAGAUGAUUUUUACUACGAUCUUAUAGAUUGGUCUAGCACAGAUAUGUUGGCAGUAGCUUUGGGGAAGACUGUCUUUUUAACAGAUGAUAACAGUAAUGAAGUAAUUCAGAUGUGUGAAACUGACCUUGAAUAUACGAGUUUAAGUUGGGUUAAUUCGGGAUCACAUUUGGCAGUAGGGUUAAGCGAUGGAAUUGUAGAAUUGCAUGAUGUCGUUAAAAAAAAGUGUAUUCGGACUUUAUCUGGUCAUUUGGAUCGUGUCGCAUGUCUAUCCUGGAAUCACCACAUCCUUAGCUCAGGGAGUAGAGACCAUAAGAUAUUACAUAGAGACGUGCGCAUGCCAGAGCACUACUUUGAGCAAAUAAAUACGCACUCACAGGAGGUUUGUGGAUUGAAGUGGAACGUCGAAGAAAACAGAUUAGCCUCUGGUGGCAACGAUAAUAUGGUGUAUGUCUAUGAUGGGCCUUCUAAGAAGGCCCUUUUGAGAUUUUCAGAACAUACUGCUGCUGUUAAAGCAAUGGCUUGGUCACCGCACAAACGUGCAACAUUAGCCACCGGUGGUGGUACUGCUGAUCGAAAGUUAAAGAUAUGGAACGUUAAUUCGGGAACAAAGUUGAAUGACACAGAUACAGGUUCGCAGAUUUGUAAUAUGGUUUGGUCAAAAAAUACUGACGAAUUGGUUACUUCUCACGGAUAUUCCAAAUUUAAUUUGACUCUCUGGGAUUGCCCAAACCUAGAACCGCUAGCGGUAUUGAAGGGACAUAGUUUUAGAGUGUUACAUCUAACGUUAUCUGCCGAUGGCACUACAAUAGUAUCUGGUGCAGGUGAUGAAACUUUGAGGUAUUGGAAAUUAUUUGACAAGUCGAAAUCUAGUGGGCAGCCAGAUUCAGUAUUGACCUCUGCAUUUAGUAAGCUACGAUAA